AUGUCCAGGCUUUUAUCUCCUUGUUUUGCAGUGCCUAUGAUACAAAACCUUGAAGCAACUCUAAGAGCCGGUGCUGCUCCUAACACUCCUCAGUUUAGGCCUCAAGGUUUUAGCCAAGAGGAAGGUCUGAAACCAUCUGAGAAAGGUUUCAAGUCUGAGGAUGCUGAAACCUCAGUUGCAACUGAAAAAGUGUCAACGGUUGUUGUUUCGGCUAGUAAAGAGAAGGUGAAAGAGGAUCCACUAGGUGAUGCUAGGAGCAAGAUUCAGGAAGAGAUUACUCGUGAGUUUGCAGCUCUCAUGGCGGAAGGGACACUAAGAGCAAGUGAAGCAGCUACUAUAGCUACUAAAAGAGUGAUGCAGAAGUAUGGUCAUCUCAAUGCAGCUGCUUAG
Messenger RNA from Eruca vesicaria subsp. sativa (arugula), 390 nucleotides. The record is from the annotation of a GenBank genome assembly. NCBI's taxonomy places the organism in Eukaryota, Viridiplantae, Streptophyta, Magnoliopsida, Brassicales, Brassicaceae.